AUGGCUCUGUCCAGGGGGCUGAGGUGCUGCCAGAGAGUGCUGUCCUGGGUGCCCGUGCUCAUUAUCGCCCUGGUGGUGCUGUGGUCUUACUAUGCCUACGUGUGGGAGCUGUGCCUUGGUAAGCUGUCAUGGUGUCAGUGGUACAUUGUCUGUGCUUUCAUUGUGUGAGUGUCUGUCUGUCUGUGCAUAUAUUGUAUGUUAUUGUAUAUUUCACCUGUGUCAAUACAUUGUAUCAGCUGUUAGCUCUGUAACUACUGCUGGCUUGGGGACUUGUUUACAUGUUUGAUUACAUGUCAUUGGGAAAGCUAGUAUUUCCUGCUGGGCUCUGAUUUAACAUCCGCAUUUCAGGAUUUAUUUUCCUCCACAGAUAACAAUACAGUAAUGGUUGAUCCUCCCCCUGCUUUUUAAUACAUUUUAUUUUUAUUUAUUUUUUACUCAUUGUUAUGUAUUUUUGGGGGUGUGGGGAGAGGUGUGUUUUUGUUUUCUUUAACCCCUUAAGGACCAAACUUCUGGAAUAAAAGGGAAUCAUGACAUGUCACACAUGUCAUGUGUCCUUAAGGGGUUAAAGGGACACUAUAGUCACCUGAACAACUUUAGCUUAAUGAAGCAGUUUUGGUGUAUAGAACAUGCCCCAGCAGCCUCACUGCUCAAUCCUCUGCCAUUUAGGAGUUAAAUCCCUUUGUUUAUGAACCCUAGUCACAACUCUCUGCAUGUGACUUGCACAGCCUUCCAUAAACACUUCCUGUAAAGAGAGCCCUACUUAGGCUUUCUUUACUGCAAGUUCUGUUUAAUUAAGAUUUUCUUAUCCCCUGCUAUGUUAAUAGCUUGCUAGACCCUGCAAGAGCGUCCUGUAUGUGAUUAAAGUUCAAUUUAGAGCUUGAGAUACAAUUAUUUAAGGUAAAUUACAUCUGUUAAAGUGAAACCAGUUUUUUUUUUUUCAUGCAGGCUCUGUCAAUCAUAGCCAGGGGAGGUGUGGCUAGGGCUGCAUAAACAGAAACAAAGUGAUUUAACCCCUUAAGGACGGAGGGCGUACUAUUACGCCCUGCAGGAGCCGGCUCUAAACGCCGGCGGGCGUAAUAGUACGCCCUCACUUUAAUGGCCGCCCACGUGGCCGGCGCUAAUCGCCCGCUGCAGAUCGCGGUCGGGGGGGAUGCCCGGCCCCCCAGGCAACCCCCCCUGUGGCCGGUGACCGCGAUCUGCAGUCACUGAUCGCAGUGACAGGCUGUCACUGCGAUCAGUUUUUUAACGUGUGUCAGCCGAUUUCAAAUCGGCUGACACACGUGGCCGGCGGCUUUCUGCAAUGCAGAUCGCGGUCGGGGGACUUACCUGGCCCCCCAGGCAGUCCCCUGGGGUCAGUGACCGCGAUCUGCUAACUCUGAGAUCGCAGUGACAGGCUGUCACUGCGAUCUCAGAGCGCUCUGAUCGCAGUGACAGCCUGUCACUGCGAUCAGUGUUACAUGUGUCAGCCUAUUGGCUGACACAUGUAACUGGCACAAAGAUCCCCCUGCAGAUUGGAAGGGGGGAGUGCUUGUACCACCCAGGCACUCCCCCCUGUGGCCAAUUACCCAAUCUGCAGGAGGUGAUCACAGUGACAGGCAGUCACUGUGAUCACUGAUCCUGUGUGUCAGCCAGUGAUGUAAAAUCACUGGCUGACACUGUCUCUGCCCCCUGUCCUGUAAUAAAAAUAAAAUAUUAGUUAAAAAAAAAUUACAGUUAAAUAUAAAAUAUACUUAGAUCAUAUAUAUUAUAUAUAUAUAUGAUCUAAGUAUAUAUAUAUAUAUAUACACACACACACACACACACACACACAUUUACACAUACACGAAGUGUAUUUAAAUAUUAAUAUAUAUAAUUAUUUAUAUAUAUUACUAUCAAAUUACACGUAGACUAAUACUGAUUAAAUAUAUAUAUAUAUAAUUAUUGUUAUAUAUAUAUAUUUAUAUAUAAUAUAAAAAAAAUGUAAAUACGUAAAAAAAAUAAAAUUAAAAAAAUAAUUAAAAAUAAAUAAUAAAAAAAUAUAUAGAUGUUUGUUAUUUCGUUCUAACUGUAUUGUGAUAUUAAUAUAUAUAUAUUUAUAUCAAAAUACACGUAGAACGAAAUAAUAUAUAUAUCUAUAUACAUAAAUAUAUACAUAUAUAUAUCACUAAAUAUAUACACCUAUAUAUAAAUAAAAAUAUUUUAAAAAAUUAUAUAUAUAUAUAUGUAUAUAUACACAUAUGUAUAUAUAUAUACAUAUAUUAAUUCUACACAUAUAUUUAUGUAAUAUUUUUACAUAAUUAGGUAUCCUAAUUAAUUACAAUUAGCGGGACCUGCCUGACAACCCAUGCCGAAAGUAUAGGGAAUUUAAUUUGCUAGCACUAUAUUUAACCCUAUAACUUUCCAAGACACCAUAAAACCUGUAAAUUGGGGGUACUGUUUUACUCGGGAGACUUCGCUGAACACAAAUAUUAGUGUUUCAAAACAGUAAAAUGUAUUACAACAAUGAUAUCGCCAGUAAAAGUGAAGUUUUUGCAUUUUUCAUGCACAAACAGCACUUACACGGAUGAUAUUAUUGCUGCAAUACUUUUACUGUUUUGAAACACAAAUAUUUGUGUUCAGCGAAGUCUCCCGAGUACAACAGUACCCCUCAUGUACAGGUUUUAUGGUGUUUUCAAAAGUUACAGCGUCAAAUAUAAGGCUUGUGUUUCAUUUUUUUUCACAUUAAAAUUCGCCAGAUUGGUUACGUUGCCUUUGAGACCCUAUGGUAGCCCAAGAAUGAAAAUUACCCCUAUGAUGGCAUACCAUUUGCAAUAGUAGACAACCCAAGGUAUUGCAAACAGGGUAUGUCCAGUCUUUUUUAGUAGCCACUUAGUCACAAACACUGGCCAAAAUUGGCAUUUUUUUGCAUUUUUCACACAAACAGAUACUAACGCUAACUUUGGCCAGUGUUUGUGACCAAAUGGCUACUAAAAAAGACUGUACAUACCCCAUUUGCAAUACCUUGGGUUGUCUACUAUUGCAAAUGGUAUGCCAUUAUGGGUGUAAAUUUCAUUCCUGGGCUACUAUAAAGUCCCAAAGGCAACGUAACCAAUCUGGCGAAUUUCAAUUUCAAAUGUAACGUGCUAUAUUUGACCCUGUAACUUCCUAAAACGCCAUAAAACCUGUACAUAGGGGGUACUGUUUUACACGUGAGACUUUGCUGAAUACAAAUAUGUGUAUUUUAUUGCAGUAAAAGCAAACCGUAUUAUGACAUUGACAGUUAAAAUGUCAUGUAGAACUAAAAAAAUUAAAAAAAUCUUAUUUUCUCCCAUUUUUCAUAUUAAAUUAUGUUUCAUAGCUAAAUAUUUGAUAUUAAAUGAAAGCCCUGUUUCCCCUGAAUAAAAUGAUAUAUAAUAAGGGUGGGUGUAUUUACUAUGAAAGAGUUGAAUUACGGUUGGACAGACAUGUAGCGCAAAUGCCAGGUUUUGUUUACAUUUUGUUUCGUUCACACUGUGUACAUUUGGCUCCGUCCUUAAGGGGUUAACUCCUAAAUGACAGUGAAUUGAGCAGUCAAAUUGCAGGGGAAUGAGCUAUACACUAAAACUGCUUUAUUUAGCAAAGUUAUUUAGGUGACUAUAGUGUUCCUUUAAAUGUAUCUUUGGAGUCUGGGGUUUUACUGCUGUCAUGCAUACUUUUGCUCAUUUUGAUUUGUGUAUUUCUACACUUUGAUAUUUCUUCCUUUUUAGAGUGUAAGGGCUUUUGGAUUUUAAUAUUGUUUGCCUUUAACGUAACACCCUUUGUAAUAUUAGUACUUUAGAUUAAAACAUAUAAUAUACACUUGCAUGCAAGAACGAGAAAGCGGAAAGCAAAACUCAAUUUGGCACAGGUGUAUUCACAAUUAUGUUAAUUAUACAACUAUUUAUUGUACAUUGGCAUAUCCAUUGGGAGCCAAUGUGUUUGUAUCUGGGGACGUGCAUGUUUUACACGUAUGUUCUCCGUUUAAAUUAGUAGUUUAUCGAGGUAACUUGACAGAUACACAGAAACAGCAUGAGUGGUCAGAAAUGGGUUAAAGAGACAAAGUAUACAAUUCAAUAAGUAGAUGGCAAAUUUCCGAUUGUACAGGCGUAUUUAAUAGGAGAAAUAAAUACUCUGCAUUAAUAAACAGGUUCUCAGGGAGUGUUAUGGGAAUGUUUUAUAAAAAUGGGGAAACACAGAAGGGAACAAGUUGUAUUUGUGAAUCUUGAUGAUUGAAAGUGGGCUUUUGUUCUUUGACAUGCGUGAGCCUAUGUCAGGUUUGGGGAUCAAUAUUUGACAGUGCUACAAAAAAAAAAAGAAUAUCAAGGUUGCUUUAGGCCUAGAACUCUGUAGGAUGACACAUUUUAUUGUGUUCAUCCUAUCGUUUGAGGUUCCUACAACAGCGGUUAAGGGAGCACUCCAAACACUGGAACCACUACAACCUGGUGUAGUAGUUAUGGUGCCAAAAGUGCCGUGACUACCUCUAAGAAAAAGUAGUCAAACUGUCUGCAAAUGGUUUGAUAACUUCUCUUGGGGAUGCCUGUCACCUCGUCUUCUGCUGAUGAAACUGAAGUAACAUUAGUCAAGCACAGCAUGGCAGAACUUUAGAUCGGUGGAAUUAACAGAAGCUAAUAGCAGGAGCUUCCAGCUCCAGAAGAGGCUGUGAGUUGCACCUGACAGACCAGACCACAGGUAAGUCCUCAAACUGUUCACAAGAAGCUUGGCUACUUGUCGUGGGAAAGGUGCCAGGGGCACUGCAGCCACCAUAAUCACUGCAGCAGGCUAUAGUGGUUAUGGUGCUUGAGGUAUUCCACUAAACACAGUUCCUGUUUUUGUAGCAUUGGUAGAAAUACAAGUGGAGUUAUAUAAUGACUAGGAAAAAUUCCGAGUUUAAAGUGAAUUUCAAAUUUAAGGCCAUAGUAGCUGAACUGAAAGCAUACCUGCCUUGGAGAAUAUUUCCAGUUUGGCUAUUUUGACCUUAGAUUUGAAAGGCACUUUGAAUUCUCUCUUUAGUAAAUAUCUGUAUCAUUAUUAUUAGCUUUGUAACUGUUUGAUCCCUUAAAGACCAAGCUUCAGUUUUAUGGCGUUUUUGCUAUGUGUGUGUUUAACUGUAGUUUCCAUCUUUCUCAUUUAUUGUGCAAACACAUAUAUUUGAUGUGACAUAUAAGAUACAAUUUUUCACUUAAUGUUUACAAAAUUAGUGCAGCUUAAUUGCACACUUUAGUGUUAGGAAUGCAAAACUAAAGUUUUUCUCUGCCUUCCCAUUACUUGCGCCCUCCCCCACCUGCAAAUAAAAGUUUAACAAAACCAUUUUACACUCGCCAAGCGGGAACUUGAUGUGCAGUGAGUGCCACUCACACAUUAGACCUUCACCAUAGGAGAGCAUUGAUUCAAUGCUUUCCUAUGGGGGAUUUGAAGAUGCUGGAUGUCCUUCUACAAAGUAAUCCUCAUCCAGCAGUCAAACUUCGUGAAACAGCAGGAUGUUUUAGAUUGCAGAGUUAAGGGGACAGGGACAUGGCAGUCAGACCACUUCAAUGAGAUGAAGGGGUGUGGGUGCCUAUAGUGUCACUUUAAGAAAAGUAAUUUUAAAAAUAAUUCAUUUAUUUGUUCUGAUUUACAGAGUACAUCAUAUGUCUAGGAUUUCAGUUUAUUAUUGGUAGUCUCUUGUCAGGAAAUAUAAGGAGCGAAAUACAAUUUCAAUGUGGAACAAGUUUAGAAUUUGGCAUUUUUGCCUUAUAAAUUCACAGAAAUCAAAAUUGUCACACAAAAGUAUUUUUAUAAAUGCAUCACAGGAUAUUUACCGAGGCUUAUUUUGACAUGUUUCAAUCCUGUGCAAUACCCCAAAUUGUGUUCAGAUACCUUUACAGAGGACAACAAUACCCCAAGUAUGCUUUUGUCACUAUACUGUAAAGUUACAGUGCCAUGUAAGAGACCAGACAAUAUUCAUUUACAAUUAGAAUUUUGAAAGGUGAAUUUGAUGCGUUUUGUGUUACAAUUUGGGGCUUUGUAGCAGUUUGACUGUUCAAAUUACAUCAAAAGGAAUACCAUUUGUGAAAGUGCACACUCCAUGGUAUGUCAUAUGGUGUAUAUUGUGCCUUAUUAUGCCACCACUUUUUCACCAGUUUUUCAGCAGAGGGAUUCCUUGCUGGUCCUAAUCCUAAUACAAAUCCUAAACCUAACCAUAGCCCUAAUCCUAGCAAUAGUGUUGAUUUCAUCAGCCUUGCUCGCAUCAGCGCUCUGCACUUUAUAAUUGUACCAUGAAAGGGACCCCUCACAUGCUGCAAGUAUAAAACCGCAACAGUCACACAUCACAAGGACCGGGUUCAGCCACAGUAACUUAAAGGGCUCUAUGCAGUUCUCACUUUGACAGAAGUGUUCUUAAAGGAACACUAUAGUGUUAGGAAUACAAAACUGCUUUCCCAUGGGGAUUUGGAGCAGCAUGACGAUGUCCAGCGUCGUUUCACGGAGUUAAAUUGAGUGAAACUGCAGCAAGCACCUCUAGUGGCUGUCUGAGAGACCGCCACUAGUGGCAGUCGUAACCCUGCAAUAUAAGCAUUCUGUAAAACUGCAAUGUUUUAGAUUGCAUGGUUAAGGGGACAGGGACACUGCACCUAGACCAGUUCAAGGACAUGAAGUGCUCUGGGUGAGUAUCUUUAGGGGGAUAAAUAAUGUAGACAGAAUGGUUGAAACAGGCAAUGCAAAUAGAAAGAAAUAAUUUUGGUUUCAGUAAAUUGAAUCUGAUAGGCGUUAUUUUGUAAUGCACUCUUUCUAUUUUCCUCCACAGUAACUGUAACAUACCCAUUGGAAAAAGGUAAGUGAUUGCUAUAUGUAAUAUAUAUAUAUAUAUAUAUAUAUUUAUUUAUUUUAAUUACUGGUAAUGUAAUUCAUGCGUGUGUUAAAUGUAGGACAACCAUAUUCCUUUUCAAAGGCAAAGUUAUUUGUAAGACGCUUGGAUAUCAGCUUGACUAAUUUUUUCAAAAUACAAACAGUUUUCUCCCCCAAACGAAUCGUGUCUGCUUUCAGUCUUGAAAACGGGCAGUGGUUCAACCAGUGACAUCAUCAGGUAUGUCUGUAUUGCUGUCUUUUUUAUUUUUUUUUUAUUUUUUUUUUACUAAAUAAAUUGAUUAUACUGAUAUGGAGAGAAAACAGGUCUCUGCCUCUAAAGGAAUAGUCAGAGAUUCUCAGGUAAAGAUGCAGUCUGAUGAACUAGUUCCUCUGUAGACUACAUAAUGUAUGGCCCAUGAUCACUCCCAGCCUAUCAUUUAUGGUCUACUUUUGAUCAUAUGCCAUCGGUUUAUAAAUACAGAGUGCUUAUGCCAUAACACAAAAUAAAUUUUUGUAAGAUUGGUAAUUUAUGGGUAUUUGUUGUCUUUGGGAGCUAGGAAUACAUGGGACGCAAAUUUGGCCCUUCGUGUAAACCUGAAUGGUAAAGCUACAAAGACACAACAUUUUACAAUUUUUAUCAUACUUAUUUACAGUGUCUGUAUGUUUUAAAGAUUUCAUAUUCUAAUCAUGUGCUGCUCCCAGGGUAAAACGGUAUAGGAGCCAGUAGGCACUCUGUGAGGGAAAGUCAUUGGAAUGUUUAUUUGGCACAUUUGCCAAUAAAGUUGUCGUUGCUUGUCUUAGACUAGUGUCUUGUUAAUUAUCUUGAUUUUUGUGUUUUUUGUUUUUUUCUUUCUUUCCAUAGUUAUAUACCUUAUCAUUUUCCAUGCUGUUUUUCUGAUCUUUAUUUGGACAUACUGGAAAGCAGUUUUUACUCCCCCAAAGCAACCAAGUAAAAAGGUAAGAAGCCUUUUGUGAAAGAUAGAGUUGUGUCUCAAAGUAUAUGAUAGUUUCCAUGAUGGCGUCGUGCCCAAAACAGUUUUGUGAAAGAACAUUUUGUAGACUUAAAGCUCUCCCACCUUUUGGGGUCUUUGCAUAUUUUGCAAGGAUCUCCAAUGAUUACACAGGCGCAUGGUGUGUGGUUGCCCGGGGGUGCGGCAUAGGUGAGGUAUAAAUGUAUAAUGCUGCCCCUGCGAGUGCCGCCAUCUCCUUUCUUCAGCUACAGGCUCUUUAUCCUCCAGGAGCCCCCAUCAGUGCUCUAUUUUCGUGCAACACUGAUGUCUGUGUCCUACAAGAUAACCGGAAACUCCAUAGAUAUUGUCUCAUGGCAGCGAGACCAUGUCCAUUUCCCACUGCCGUCACUAUGGGGGAAUAAAACUUUGAUGGUGAUAGCUCUGCCUUUUGUCAAGUGGAGGAAAAAUACAUCAAAGUACCUUUUUUUUAUUUUUUAUUUUUAUUUUUUUAUUUUUUUUUAUAUAAUGAUCUCUUUUGAAUGUAUUAGAACUUAAGUGAAAUUCCAACAAAGUCAAUGUGAAUAUGUCAUAAAGAGUUUCUCUAUGUAAUACUCACAAUGUGGGGUGGGAUUGUCCCUUUGACAACAUUAAUAAAACACUGAAAUUCACCUAUAACUUAUGACAUGUUAAGUUUUCUUUUACAUUUAUAUUAAAACAUUUUCAGAUGACAUCGUAACCCAGUUCAGACAGGGCAACGAAAGGACAAACAUUGCAAAUGAAGAGAAAAUUAGAACCAUUAUGUAAUUUCUCCUUUCUCUAUGCUGAUGGCACUUAUAACAAUAAUUGGCAGGGAGCUAAUGUGGAUUUCUACAUUUAAUUUUAUUUUUCACACCUCACAAAUACAUAUUUGUUAAAUACAGGGAUAAGUAAACAUAUUAAUACAAACCCUAGGAAAUGACGGUUCCCCUAUAAACCAAUUAAAGCCAAGUUCUAACACUUCUAAAGUAAACCCCAAACUGUAGUAAACUGAAAAGUAAAUUGUAAAGUUUAGGCUUAAAAUAGCCAACCUGGGACUUUAGGAGAGUUGAAGACGUUUUCUAAAUCAACCAAAUGUUGCAAUUUAAAAGUCUAUUUUUGUUUUUCAAAUCAGUCUUCACCCUGUAAAGCAUAGAAAGGUAUGAGCAGUGAUAUAGUAUUUGUUAUAUUAUGUGCUGCUCUGUGAUUCAGAUGGGCCCUGAUCCAAUUCAGGCUUGGUGAUUGUUUGUGACUCUGUAUGUAAUUGUGGUUUCAGUUUUUGCUGUCCUAUGCAGAAAAGGAGCGAUAUGAUAAUGAGGAAAGUCCAGACGCUCAGAAGCAAAUACUGGCGGAGUUUGCAAGGAAAUUGCCAGUUUACACCAGGACUGGGAGUGGAGGUCAGUAUAUCCCUUUCCAUUUAUGGGUCUUGGAGGAAAUGUUCCCUUUCCCAGAUCCUACUACAGUCUUUACAGUCCCUCGCAACCUUCACAGACUUGUUUUAAGCAAGAGAAAUAUAACCACAGUCAGAAGUCCAGAUGCAGUAUCUCAUUUGCAGGUUUGA
Pelobates cultripes (western spadefoot toad) is the source of this 9324-nucleotide messenger RNA. The record is from the annotation of a GenBank genome assembly. Lineage: Eukaryota; Metazoa; Chordata; Amphibia; Anura; Pelobatidae.